CAUCUCGACAAAAGCGCUUAAAACGGAACAAAACAAAACAAAGUCGAGGUUCGUUCACUAUCCGGAUCAAGCAUCGCUUUUUCUACCGCCAACAAACAAACCAAAAUGCUUCUAAUAGGCUUAACCGGCUCCAUCUCGACCGGGAAAUCCACCGUAUCAAAGAUCCUCUCCAAGGACCACGCACUCCCAAUAAUCGAUGCAGAUCAGCUCGCACGGGAGGUGGUGGAAGUGGGUACGCCGGGGCACACCUCCAUAGUAAGGUACUUUUCCGAGAGCACACCAGGCCUGCUGAACGAGGACGGGACGCUAAACCGCGCGGUCCUAGGCCGGCGCGUUUUCGGCGACGAUCCGGAGAGGAGGAAGGAUCGGGGGGUGUUGAAUGGGAUUGUGCACCCGCUUGUUAGGAAGGAGAUGUAUAAAGCAAUAGCGUACCAUUACCUCUCCGGCGCCUGGGCCGUCGUCCUGGACAUCCCUCUACUCUUCGAGUCCUCCUUUGACCUAAUCUGCGGUGCGGUCCUCGUCGUCUCCGUUUCCUCCCCGGAAGUACAGCUCGGGCGAUUACUCGCCCGCGACGCCCAUCUCACGCGCGAGGACGCGGAAAAGCGCGUGGCAUCGCAGAUGAGCAUUCAGGAGAAGGUCGAACGGUGCGAUAGGGUGUUUGGUGGUGCGCGAGGAAGGGGAGCGGCCAUCUCAAAUGAUGGGAGUGUCGAGGAGUUGCGAAAGGGGGUUACGAGUGCUGUGGAGGGGUUGAAGGCGGGUAGGGAUGGGUGGUGGAAGUGGAUGCUUUGGGGGUUGCCGCCGGUGGCUGGGGUCGUUGGGGCGAGGGUUCUCGCGGAGAAUUGGUGGCGGAGGGAGUGUUGGCUUAAGGAAAGGGAGAGGGUUGAGGCGAAGUUGUAGCGGGGAUCAGCUGGGGAGGGGAGUUCUCUUUUUCGUCAGGAGUUCAGAAAACUUGCUUUUAGAUUUGUCAUACUAUUUUUAUCAUAAUUAGAAUAUCUGUUUCUUUCGCCUCAAAGUCGAGAACAAUCCAUGCGUGGAAUUUCAACCCGCUAAAAUCCAUCUCCCAUCCAAACCCCCACUCUCCGCGCAAAACCUCAGCCUUCGAACAGAACUCAACGGGAUCAAACUAAAUUCUCCAAUCCGGCCCCCACAAGCAUACCCAACCCGAGUGAGCCCCCAUGAACCCUCCCACUAAAUUAUCAUACCGAAAUUAGAAGCAAAACGCUACACGAGAAGAUGCUUACCAGUAUUCCCGCACACAUCAUAACUCGAGCACACCACACAAAUCUCCCACAGCGUUACCCUCAGGUCUUUCCAGGUCUACAUAUAGAGAAUUACCGAUGGCGUGGGCUUCCCCGGGGAUCUCGAAGGAUAGGCUCUUUGCACUGGUCAGCCCGCGUCGCUAUUCUUUAUGUAAUUUGAAUUAUGAUAAUAGUAAUACUUUUCACGAGCGAGCAGUGGUAGGCGUGUCCGUUUGCUCUUCAAAAGUGGCCGAUCCUAAGGGAAACCUAAUAUAUGGUCCCCUCCUAGCGAGGAAGAGUAUAAACGGUAUGAUAACACUCGGAAGAUGGUGAGGGAGGUGAUCCACAAAAAAAUGGACGGAGCAAAACUAUCCGGCGUAUUAUCCAUACAGGCCGCCCUUUUGGAUCUUGUUAGAGGUUCACGACAUUGCACAAGUUUACGGCAACACGAUUCCACAAGAUGAGGAUGGUGAGGAGCUAUCUCAAGGCCCAGAGGGGGGGUGGAGGGAUACCAUGCGCAAGGUACCGGGUUGGGGAAGCAAGUUUCACACACGUGAUUGCUGAGUGUGGCUUGCUUUGACAUUGGACCAACUUCUGAGAUUUGGAAGGAUAGUGAUAGAGGGUGGAAACUGGUGUUAUUGAAUUGUAUUAAGGGCGUCACAAAUUGGUUCAUAGCUGCCCGGGCAGGAUAUGAAGAUGCAGGGAAGUUUCUAAAUCGGGACAUGUUUCACUAUGAUUUAGACUACUUGUUAUUGGGUUUUAUGAGUUUCUGUUUUGAGUUUUUUUUUGUGUUAGUACUUUGGGUUUUUUGUAUGGUGCCGUAAAAACUCGAAUAAGCGGACCGUGUGCUGGGUAGUGAGUUUAGAGUUUGGAACACAGGGAUGUCGGAAAUUAGUAUCUAAGAAAAUUUAGCAGUCCAAGACAAGUGCUAAUCUCAACCUCAAAUGUUUAGUAGUCCGAGACAAGUACUAAUCUCAACCUCAUA
Tuber melanosporum (Perigord truffle) is the source of this 2223-nucleotide messenger RNA. RefSeq lists its product as uncharacterized. Gene Ontology annotation, molecular function: ATP binding; dephospho-CoA kinase activity. Gene Ontology annotation, biological process: coenzyme A biosynthetic process. The record is from RefSeq and is a predicted model, not a curated record. Lineage: Eukaryota; Fungi; Ascomycota; Pezizomycetes; Pezizales; Tuberaceae. The coding region runs from base 106 to 897 and encodes 263 amino acids. The transcript is spliced from 2 exons.